AUGGAUCUCAUCCACCGUGACUCUCCCAACUCUCCCUUCUACAAUGCUUCAGAAACUCAUUCGCAGCACGUAGCCAAGGCCUUGCACUGUUCCAUUAACCGUCUCAAUCGUUUUAAGCCAACUUCUUCAGUCCCUCCCAAUUCACUCCAAGCAGAUUUUAUCUCAGAUUCCGGCGAAUACCUCUUGAACUACUCCAUUGGGUGUGGACACAAUAAUAAUGACACUGGUGAAAGCAAAGCAUCUACUGGCAUUGUUGGCCUUGGAGGCGACAAGGCUUCCCUUGUGUCCCAGUUGCAUUCUUCAAUUGGUGGGAAGUUCUCAUACUGCUUGGUGCCAUCUAUUUAUCCCCAAGACAAUACCUCAAGCAGAUUGAGUUUUGGUAGUCAUGCGGUGGUUUCGGGUUUUGGAACCGUGUCGACUCCCUUAGAAUACGAACGAUCAGACACCUUCUACAACCUAACACUCGAAGCAAUGAGUGUUGGCAGCAAAAGAUUGUAG
This is a messenger RNA of Quercus lobata, 498 nucleotides long. Its product is annotated as aspartic proteinase CDR1-like. Bases 1 to 498 code for a protein of 165 amino acids. NCBI's taxonomy places the organism in Eukaryota, Viridiplantae, Streptophyta, Magnoliopsida, Fagales, Fagaceae. The transcript has 2 exons. Gene Ontology annotation, cellular component: extracellular region. The record is from RefSeq and is a predicted model, not a curated record.